Messenger RNA from Durio zibethinus, 1602 nucleotides. RefSeq lists its product as uncharacterized. The record is from RefSeq and is a predicted model, not a curated record. Lineage: Eukaryota; Viridiplantae; Streptophyta; Magnoliopsida; Malvales; Malvaceae.
UUGAGAAAAAUGAGAAAGGGACGGCCCUCUAGAAUUUCUUGACUUUUAUGAGCCCAAAUGCAACACCAAAUAAGCUAUUUACCCCAUUAAAACCAAUUUGUUAAAAGAAAAUGACAAAGUGACUAGAAGGGUUCGGUGAAGAUAAUGGCUCUACACCCACCAUCUCUUAAACAAGCCUCAAUCACUCCCCUGCCUCUUCCUUUGCCUUCCAUCCAUUUUUCUUCCCAAAAAACCAUGCUUGAUCCUGGCAAAGAACUGCCCAAAUCUUAUGUCAGUUCAUCGGAUAAAAUAGGAAGGAGAUUGAGUGAUAGUUAUGAUAGUUAUGAUCAUGCCAUGAAAUAUGAGUCUAGAGUGCAAAAGACUGCUCAAAAUUAUGCAAAUUAUAGGAGUUGCAACAGCAUGGAAGGGAGCUUUGGAGCUGAAACUUCCAUGAUAGAAGAUGAGUCUGGAUUUUCCACUCCUCCUUUAUGGAAAACUAGUCCUUCCAGGAGUCCUCUUGAUCCACAGAACAUUAAUUACAGAUGCCUAUCACCAUCAUCAAAAGCUCAAGCUAUAGCUAGAGGCCAAAGGGAGCUUAUGGAAAUGGUUAGUAGAAUGCCUGAGUCCUGUUAUGAACUUACCUUGAAAGAUCUUGUGGAGCAUCAACCUGUUGACGUUGUUGAACCAAAAAAGGAGAGUUUAGCUGAAGGGAGAGAUGUGAUCAAUGAAGAUGCAUUCAAGAGCGAGAAGGGGAAGAAGAAGAAGCAGAACAAUCCGAAACCGCAAAUUAAUAGAAGUGGGAGCAUAGAUAACGGAGGGUUUCUUCUGAAAAUGGUGCUUCCAAUUUCCUUGGGGUCUAAGAAAAAGAAGAAGAAGAAGAAGAAGAAUGAUUCGAAUACAAAUCAUAAUUCUAAAGUUUCUCCGAAGCCAACGGUGUCAGAUGCAUCUGAUAAGAGUGUAGAUAAAGAGUGGUGGAAGAAGAGAUCAGGUUCGAGUGAGAGUGAGAGUGGUGGAUCGACUAUAAACAGUGGAAGCGCCAAAAGCUGCCGCAGUAACAGCACCAGUAGCAGCAGCAGCAGCUGCAGGAGCAUCAGCGAUACCAGCCGCAGGCAUAGGAGGGGUGGUUGCUUGGCUUUCAUCCUUGCUAGGAAAAGCAAAGCAUCGCGGUAAAAGUGCAGCCUUCAGCCUCCUUUGAAAAUGGAGUUCAUGUGUAAUUAUCUUUCCAAUAAUGUUAAUGUUUGGGUACAGUGGAUUCAGGAGAUUGCAGAGAGAAGCAGAUAAGCCUGUGUAUGUUAAUAUUCAGAGAUUCUAAUUAGAGUGUUGUUUUUGUUUUUUCCCUUCCUACUUAAAUUGAAGAUCAAUCGUGAUUUUGCUUUCCAAGAUGCUGCAGUGAGCCAUUGUGUUAGAAAUUGAGAAAAUUUCCCUUUCUCUUAAUAUUUUGUUUAAUGGAUAUUAAGUUUAAUCUUAAUCAUACCAUUACCUUUUCAACUUCACCUUGGUGCAGUGGAAACCUCCACAGGCAUUUGGGCUGAAUCUAGUGUCAGGAAACUGAAAUCAUAUCACUUACAAUUUCUUGUAUUACAAUUAUGCAAUUAUCCAAUUAUAAUAAAAAAUUAUUGAAAA